GUCUGUGAGGAGGGUCAGGAUUCAAAUUCUAAGUGGUAAGAUGUCCCUAUUGUCAGCGGGGUAUAUAGGAGACAGAGAGAGAGUUGGCACAACAGAGACGCUGCUCGUUAUCCAUCAGUGAAGAUCCUGAAGUUGGAAAUAUCACCAUGGCCUCCUCGCACUGCAUUUGGAUUGCUUUAUUUCUUCUGUCGGCAUUGACAAGUCACAUCAGAGUAUUUGGUCGUGCAGUAGACACGUUGGGAUUUCUGUCAAAGUCGGUGGAGACUGCACAUGUAUCCUCCGGAUCCACUUUACGCACGGACGCUUUGAGGCGAUGGAGGCGCGGGAUUACGGAGACGCACCGGGAGCGGUGCGCGGUGCUGGCGGUCCCUUGGCUGGAAAACGCACGACAAGCUCCUGAGGAUCAUGCAACGCUGUUGCAGCUCCGUGUUCGGCCUUUUUCCCUGGGGGCCUCACAGGGCCUGGUAUUCCCAGGGAAAUAUCUUUUCAGCUUUGUCCGCCGGGUUUACCACUGCUGUCAAGACGGACUAAACUGCAGGAGCGUAAAGGGAAUUCAAGGUCGCCUGAGAGGAGGCACGGAUGUGGAGUUUCUCCUCACCAGAGAGAUUUUAUCGUUGACGAUCGUAAGAGCCGAGCUUCACCUCCAACUCUCAAACCCACAACAUCUGGAUAUCCAUCCUGUGCUUCUAUAUAUGGCAAAGCGAGACCAUCCUACAAGGUACAGUUUGUGGUCACGGGGCAACACAGUGGAGCUGAGAGUGGAUCUGCUGUUCCUUUUCCAGAGUCUGCAGGAGGUGGCAGUUGGUGCUGGAGGGGGUCCCAGCUUGGUGAACAUGCGGCGGGUGGUGUCUUCUUCCAGGGGGUACCCACCAGGGGAAAAGCCUGCUUCUGGGGCCCUGCAGGACGCUAAUGGUGAUGUGUGGGGGGAUGGGGCUGCCAGCACACUGACUGCUCAGGAGCUGGGCCUGGUCCUGGGCUGCAGUCAGGCUGGAUCAGCGGUGUCCUGUGGAACUGGUGGCGUGCACCUCUUACACACACCUUUCAUGGCUGUGUACUACAGGUGAAGGCAAACUGAGACUGGACUGCUCUGCAUGGACACAUCUCACCUGUCUAAUCUUUUCUAGCUCAAAAGACACACAACCUCAAAGCUUACACGGAAAUGAUGCACUUCAAUGUCAAAUCUAUUAAUUUAUAUUUUUUGUAAAAUAUAUAUAUGUAUGUAAAGAGUGAAUAUGAUAUACUGUGACUUUAUGGAGUCAUUCUUUGGUUAUUAAAGCUUGA
Messenger RNA from Epinephelus lanceolatus (giant grouper), 1281 nucleotides. RefSeq lists its product as uncharacterized. The record is from RefSeq and is a predicted model, not a curated record. Lineage: Eukaryota; Metazoa; Chordata; Actinopteri; Perciformes; Serranidae.